AUGAGCAACUUUGAAACUCCAUCAUCAGCCCUGCAAGCAGGCGCAGAGAAGUACUCUGAACUCGCUCUGCUAAAGAAACCAACCCAAUCACCCGAAGGUGUAGUCUUUGAGGACGUUACUUUUAUUCAGUUUCGAAAGGACGUUGAGCUAGCUGCAAGAUAUUGGAAGAAUCAGCUUUCUCAAGUGGGAGCCAGCGACAGGGCAGUUGUUGGCGUUUGGCUAAGAGGUUUCGGCUACUCAGAUGCAGUCCAUAUUUGGGGCCUCAGCUGGGCAGGCUACAUUCCCCAGCUGAUUUCCCUUCGGAUGACCGACCCCACUGUUGUUUAUGAGCUGUUAGAAAAUGGCCAAGCUGCGGCUUUGGUGCAUGAGCCAGACUUCGAAUCAAUGCUUCAGAAUGCACCCUUGCCGACAUUUCAAGGUGGCGACGAUUAUUUGAAAGAGAGCCAGGAAGAAUUCUCCCCCGGAGAUCCUUGGAAACCUUCCAAGCCUGACGACGUAUUGUUCAUCUAUCAUACUUCUGGAUCGACCUCGGGUAUUCCGAAACUUGUGCCUUCCACGGCAAGAUGGGUGAACUAUGUUAUUGGAAAGUCAGGAACCUGGAAAGACAGGUGCAACACAUCUAGAGAUCGCAUGGUCAGCUUGCACAUGGGGAGCUUCUGUCAUGCGGCUGCAUCUAUCAUCUUGUGGUUUAGUGUAAGAGAAGGGUUUUGCGUCAUCUUGCCUAGUGUAUUUCCUCAGCCUAUCUCUGAGAUCCAAUAUCUCCUUGAUGAGCAAGGUUUAUCUAGCGUAUGUAUGUUCCCACCCUUUGUAUCCGCCCUCAUCCGACAGGCCCGCAAUGAUCCAUCCCUUCUUGCAUCACUCAAGAAGGCAGAUUGUAUAGGAUCUGGAGGGCUGGAUCCAGAUCCCGCAGAUGUAGCCUGGGGACGAAGCCAGGGCUUCCACAUGCCUAACGGACUUGGAUCUACGGAACUUGGUCUUCCCAUGUUGUCUGAUGCUCGGGAGAAUUCUGAUUAUCUACUGCCAUUCGCUGGUAGUAAAUACGAGUUUAUUCCCAUAGGGGAUAGUGUGAGAUCCGGCGAGCCACUGCUGGAGCUCGUUACUCUCCCCGAGUCACCAGAUUGUCCGGUUCCCAGUCUUUGCGCCGCCGAUGGAAAGUUCUACUCUGGAGACUUGUUCAUCGAGCCUUCACCUGGAAAGUACUUGUGCAAGGGCCGAAACGACAAUUGGAUCAAGAUGCAGACAGCUCUCCGAUGUGACACAUCCUCCAUCGAGUUUAACAUUGUGGAGACUUGUGGCAAUGACUUGGUUAAUGCUGUCGUCGUGGUCGGGGCAGGGCGACCUUGCCCAACGAUCAUCAUCGAGCCGAAGGACAGCUCAAUCGUGAGUUCAGAGGGUGGUCAACAGGAAUCAAUGGAGAAGUUGAAGGAGGAAAUACUAAAAAGGAUCACGCCAUUCCACAAGAGACGAUAUGAACAUGAGAGGGUGAGUGAUACGAGGUACAUUGUUGUUGUUCCUCAAGGGUCCCUACCUCGAACUAUCACAAAGGGGAAUGUGCGUCGAAAGGAGGUUGAGAAAAUGUAUGGGACAAUGCUGGAUGGCUUGUACGCGACGUAA
Messenger RNA from Fusarium pseudograminearum CS3096, 1614 nucleotides. RefSeq lists its product as uncharacterized. The coding region runs from base 1 to 1614 and encodes 537 amino acids. The record is from RefSeq and is a predicted model, not a curated record. Gene Ontology annotation, molecular function: medium-chain fatty acid-CoA ligase activity. Lineage: Eukaryota; Fungi; Ascomycota; Sordariomycetes; Hypocreales; Nectriaceae. The transcript has 3 exons. Gene Ontology annotation, biological process: fatty acid metabolic process.